This is a messenger RNA of Chelonia mydas (Green sea turtle), 1193 nucleotides long. RefSeq lists its product as uncharacterized. Lineage: Eukaryota; Metazoa; Chordata; Testudines; Cheloniidae. Gene Ontology annotation, molecular function: protein dimerization activity. The coding region runs from base 480 to 1193 and encodes 237 amino acids. The record is from RefSeq and is a predicted model, not a curated record. The transcript has a single exon.
UGUUCCGUGUGCAUGCCACAGUCUUAAUUUGAUUUUGUGUGAUAUGGCCAAGUCUUCUGUAGAAGCUAUUUCUUUUUUUGAUUUGCUGCAACUCAUUUACUUGCUGUUUUCAGCUUCCACUCAAUGAUGGCAAAUAUUCAAAGCACAUGUCAAUGGUAUUACCAUUAAGCCUCUAUCUGAGACACGCUGGGAAAGCAGAGUAGAAAGUGCAAAAACAUAGAGAUAUCAAUCUGGGGAAGUUUAUGAAGCACUGGUUGCUAUUUCAGAAGAAGCCAGAGAUCCAAAAGCUAAAAGUGAAGCACAGUCAUUGGCCUCUGAAAUAUCCAGCUUCAAGCUUCUAACAUCUGUCGUAAUCUGGUAUGACAUUCUUGUUAAAAUCUCAAGUGUAAGCAAAAUAAUGCAGAGUCCAAUGAUGCAGCUUGAUUCAACACUUACCUUACUAAACAACACACAAGACUUUUUAGUGAAAUACAGAGAAAAUGGAUUCAAAGAAGCACACGUUACAGCAACAGAGCUUGCAAGGCACUCGGCGUAGAACCAAAAGUUCCAUGUCCGAACGUGACAUGAGUUUCAAGGAAAAAUGGCAAGCAGAAUAUGAAGGCGCAGUUGAGCCCAUAGACAAUCCAGAAAAGAAAUUUGAGGUUGAGUUUUUUAAUGUUGUGAUGGAUAAAGCAAUGUCUGCCAUUGAUGAAAGGUUUAAUACCCUAAGAGCACACCAUGAACAGUUUGGAUUUUUGUAUGACAUAACUAAAUUCAACGAAAUAGGAAAACAAGAGCAGCAAAUGACAAAGUUCAAGAACCUAGAGAGCCUCCUGAAGCAUGGUGAUAGUUUUGAUUUAAAUGGACUUGAACUGUACGAAGAAUUGAGUACAUUGUCAUCAAUGUUGCUACAUGCAAAAUCGGUGAUGGACAUUGUACAGUUUAUUCAUAUCAGCAAACUUGUUGACAUAUAUCCUAAUGUGUACAUUGCCACUCGUAUUCUACUGACAAUUCCUGUAACAGUAGCAUCAGGAGAACAGAGUUUCUCAAAACUAAAACUCAUUGAAAACUAUCUCCGUUCUACAAUGAGUCAGGAACGAUUGACUGGUCUUGCUGUUCUUGCAAUCGAACAAGACAUCACUUUGUCUUUGUCAUACGAUGACAUUAUUACUGAUUUUGCAGCCAAAAAAGCCAGAAAGAUCGUUUUUAAUUAA